UAUGCAAGUAUAAAAUAACUUUGAAAAUAAAUGUUGAAUCUAUUGAAUCAGAGUCGUGUUUAAAAAGGCUUCUCUUAAUGUCAGUUGAAGAAAAUGUAAUAUUAGCAAAUGUACAUUUUAAUUAUUUAAUGAAAGCAAAUUGGUCACCGGCUUUAGAUGAUCUUAAGAAAUGUUUUUCUAAUUGGAGUGUUGAUUUGGAUUGUUUAAACAAUUAUAAAACGUUGGAAAAACACGAAAAAAACAAGUUAAAACAAAUAAGACAACACAACAUUGAAUUGUUAAUGAACUUGAUAUCAUAUUAUGUUUUGAAAACUGAUAAUGGAUUUAGUAGCAAUGAUCUAUUAAUAUUGGCCAAAUUAUCAUUGGAUGAAAAUGAUGAGAUUGCUUUUAUAUCAUUUAAUGAUUAUUUGUGGUCAAUAUAUACGGAUUUUGAACUUGGUAAACUGAUUAUCAAUGUAUUUCUACCUAUACAAAAUAAUUUGAUGAAAAAAUUGUAUACAUAUUUAGCAUUCAAAUUAUACUUAUCACUUUUGGGAGUGAUCAGCACAAAAACAUUUCCAUAUUACUUGAAAGAUUGGUUUGUACAUGAUAUUAUCGUUAAAAGUUAUUUUUGUCAAAAACCAUUCAAAACCUAUAAAACUGUUAUUAAAUUGUUGGAACAUGUGGUGAUUAUACUAGAUUUGUAUCAGGAUGAAGAAAAUUUAAAUUCGAUGUAUAACUUUUAUUAUUCUGUAUCAAAUAUGUUACCAUUUACAAUAGAUGGUUUAAAAAUAAGUGAUAUUGUGGACGAAUGGCGUGCUAGAUUGCAAUUGUUACAUAUUAAACGUUUAGUAUACAAUCAACUUAAUUAUAUAAAUCGCGAUAUCGAUAUUAUAGAACCAGAUGAAUAA
Molecule: messenger RNA, 890 nt
Organism: Sipha flava (yellow sugarcane aphid)
Lineage: Eukaryota; Metazoa; Arthropoda; Insecta; Hemiptera; Aphididae
Exons: 4
Coding region: 78-890 (270 amino acids)
Source: RefSeq, a predicted model, not a curated record